Messenger RNA from Tachysurus fulvidraco (yellow catfish), 8721 nucleotides. RefSeq names its product rap1 GTPase-GDP dissociation stimulator 1. Lineage: Eukaryota; Metazoa; Chordata; Actinopteri; Siluriformes; Bagridae. Gene Ontology annotation, molecular function: guanyl-nucleotide exchange factor activity; protein binding. Bases 369 to 2063 code for a protein of 564 amino acids. The record is from RefSeq and is a predicted model, not a curated record. Gene Ontology annotation, cellular component: cytosol. Gene Ontology annotation, biological process: positive regulation of GTPase activity. The transcript has 14 exons.
GGGAGGGAUUGUCAAAGAGUGAGAGAGAGUAUGUCUGUGUGUGGAAGGGGAACGCUGAAUAAAAAUAGUAUAAAAGCAUAAAAAAGCAGGAGAGAUUAAAGGCAAAGGGUAUGUGAUAUGAUGUACAAACGCGCAUAUAUUCAUCAAUGGAACGGACCAGUGAGGCUGUCCAAAGCCAGGUGCUGACUCAAGACGUACUCGAGGCUGGAGCCUGCUGUCCUGCCUGAAGGAGGGGUGCCUCUGUCGUCACACAUACACACAAACACACACACACACACACACACACACACACAAUCCACACGGAGCUGCGGCUAGAGGCAGAUAUAGAGACAGGGAGACACUGAGGAACACCCAGACUACCAUUAACCAUGGCCGAUAUGGUUCCUGUUUCAGAUGCUCUGACUGUGGCUCUGAACGCCGUCAGUGUGAGCACUGAGCUUGUAGAGGAGGAACUGAAGCCUCAUUUGGACACCCUAUUGAAUGUCUUACUGGAGAAGAAAAUGGGUGCUGCAGAGCAGAUAGCCUCGAGUGGAAUACUGCCUACACUGGCCCAGGCACUGAGACAAAAAGGCUCCCUCACAAUACAAGUGACUCUGUUGGUGGCUGAAACGGCCAGAGAAGCUUCUGUAAGAGAAAGGUGUAUCCAGGCAGGUCUGGUGACUGCUCUGGUGCCUUUACUGAACAGCCCAGACCAGGAGCUGCUGCUGCACGCCGGCCGUGCCAUCGGACGCAUCUGCUUCGACAACACUGUGCAACAGACUCAGUUGGUGAAGAGUGGUGUUAUCCCUAGACUGGUGGCCAUUAUGCACCAGUACCCAGAGAAUGAUCCACUAGUCAAUGUCUGCCUUCUGGCCUUGUGUAAUCUUGCUGAUGUGGAUGCAGCGAGAGAAGCUUUGGCAGAAGUCGGGUUGGCAGAUGUUCUGACCUCACAGCUGAAGCGUGCCCCAGAUGCUGAGCGCCGCCAUCUUAUCUUAGAGGUGCUGGGCUCCCUGGGAGAGAGUGAUGCACUGAAGCUCCAGUUUGUCGAGGGUGGCGUGCCUGAAGCUCUCUCUGAAAUGAUUAGAGGAUUGCAGAGUGACUCCAACCCUCAUGACCUGUGUAGUAUAAAAAUAGCGUCCAACCUCAUUGUAACACUGCUACUGGGGGAUGAAUCCAUGCAGAAAUGUUUUGGAGAGGGAACAGGGGUUGUGUAUCAGGAUGUUUUGUCCUGGCUACAGUCUUCUAACACUCAGCUUCAACUGUCUGGAGCUCUGGCAGUUGCCAACUUUGCCAGGAAUGACAGUAAUUGUGUAAAGAUGAUGGAACUGGGCAUUGUCCCGUAUAUCCUGGACCUGCUAGAGCAUCAUGUGGAUGAAGGUGAUGUGUCAGUGCAGCACGCAGGCCUUAGUGCUCUCAGAAAUCUUGCUAUACCAGCAUCUAAUAAAGUGCGCAUGCUGGAGGAUGGAGUGAUUCAGCGGAUCAGGUCUCUGCUUCGCUCCGACAUGCCUCCCGUCCAAUUCAAGCUGCUGGGGACUCUGCGUAUGAUGGUGGAUGGCCAAGAUGAGGCAGCUACAGUUUUGGGCAAGGAUGAGAUUUUACUGGCACGGGUUAUGGAGUGGUGUGAAGCAAAAGACCAUGCUGGUGUAAGAGGAGAAGCCAAUCGGCUUUUAGCAGCACUUAUAAGACACAGUCGCUCACCAGAAGUCAUCCAUGCUGUUAUCAAGGCAGAUGGGGUCCAAUACCUCAUCUCUAUGGCAACCAGUGAACACGUCAUUAUGCAGAAUGAGGCUUUGGUUGCUCUAGCCAUCGCCUCUGCAAUAGAUAUUGAGGUGGUGGAAGAGCCGUUCAGUCAUGCUGAUCUGCUAUCCACCCUGAAGAAAAUGCUAGAUGACCCUGUAGGUGCAGUGGAAGUCAAAUUUAGCACAUUGGGGCUAAUUUGCAGUCUGGCCAACUCCAGCACACUGAAGGAGCAGAUGGACGCUCUGAACCUGAAAGACAGCUUGUCCAAGCUCCGCAGUCAUCCCAGCACCAAGCUGGCCUCACAGGCAGUAACAGUAAUGGAAGUACUCUCUGAGACUAGCUAGACCACCUGUCCAAACUCUCUGAUUGAUGGGACUGCUGACUAGAAGCACACUGUGUAUCCACUUCAUACACUUCUCAUCAACCCAGACUGAAGCGAUCUGAAGCAAUCUGUCCGUGAGCUCAGUAGGAAGUGAGGUAAUGGCAUUCUGGCACAGGAGCUUAACUGGCUCAUAAAUAAAGUAUCAUUAUAUGGUACAUUUCCUAUUAGCCCAACUGUUAUAACCUUGAGGAUAUACAGUACAGUACAGUACAUAUGCAUAGUAUAUGCUUUCCGCCUCCUGCACACAAGCACAAUUCUCUCUAAAAUCCAUUUCUUUAUCUGAACACUCUGAAGAGGUUAUUAUCAUUUAUAUUUAUAAUAUUAAAUAACAGAUUCUAAAUACAGAUUCUAAAUACAUAUAGACUGAGUUUUCUGCUCAGAUAUAUGCGCCUUGCAUUUAGCACUGGCUCAUUUUCUCUGACUGGUAAUGAAUCUAGCCUAGUAAUUGGAAUAUGCUGCUUUUUGUUUGAGCAGGUGUGAAGUUUGUGUAAAUAUGACACUCUGUCCUCCACUACAUUACCCAUACUCUUUGUUAAGAGGAUCGCUGUUCUUGUCUGAGAAAAUGAUUUCCAUUUGCAAUAAUUAUCUAGUCGUUAUAUUAGAAUUAUAACAUAGUUGGUUGUACUAAUAUUUAAUAGUUUUUUUUUAAUGCAAAUACUUUGAUCAUGUUGAUCAUUCUAUUAGCUACCCAUGAAUACAAGGAAGGUCUGAGUCCGUAUUAGCAAUACCAAGAAAUAUAACAAGAGUUGUGUUUAAGAUUCUCUAAUCUAUUAUAUGAAUAGCAAUUGUGCAAUCAUUGAUGUGUUUUUAAGUGUGACUGUGCUGUGGGUUAAUACAAAAUCUCUACACUAUAUAUGUUGAACUGUGUCACUAAUCUAUUCUUGAUUCUUGAUUCUUUGAAGAAAAAUCCCAGCUGAAAAGAAGUAAAUUUACAAUAGGCAGAUGAUGAGUGGAGAAGGACUAUCUGAUAAAAUCAGUUGAUGGUGAUGAAUCUUAGGGACUUUGAUUAGGAAAGAUUUUGGGUGACACAACUGCCCUACUGCAUCACCCACCCUCUCAACAACAAUUCAUUACAGGCAAUUUAUCAAAUACUUCUCCUCUAUAUUAGACUAGACGACUAGACUAAAUUGCACAAUCUCUGUCUGUCCUUGAUACUGCCACUGUAGCAUGUUGAGUAGACUUAUAAAUGAACUGUUUGUAGUGUUAUACUAGAAACAGUGAAAUGCACAUAGUGGUAAAAAAAAUCACAGGUUUAGGCAGUGGUUACAUUCACCAGGAAUAUUAUGAAGGGUGCUGUAGCAAGCAAUGCUGUCACACCCUGACUCCAGAGUUUCUGGAUUAAUCUUGAGCUCAGCUCAUCUUCUUGUGUCUGAGUGUGUAUUGUUUUCUCCAGUUUCUUCACGCCUUAUAGAAAUUAAGCCUAUGUCAUGGACUUUACACCCACUGACCAAAAUAAAGCAGUUACUAUUAUGAAUGAAUUAAAUGCAUUAAUGUGUUGAUUUUCCAUGACUUUUAACCUGGAGAUGGUGGAACUCUCUUUGGAAUAAAUAAGCUACGUUGGGAGUGUUUUUUGACUUUUACCUAUUUAAUUACAUAGUUAGUGCAGGUAGCAUGUUUGUGCAAUGGGUCAUGUAUAUACAAAAAUGUAUGAGAGUGUGUGGUGUCUUGGGAUGCACUGUAAACUGCAUUGUGUUCCUGUUUUUGCAUCCUAAGGCUCCAGAUCAUUCAUCAAACAAAAAACAGUUGCAGAAAUAAGGGAAUUAUAUAUGGUUAUUGUAGCCUGUUGCACUUCUUUUUGUAUCCAAAUCAAAUUAUGGUUGCAAUUUUCCAGGUCUUUCUUUUAGGUCUAACAAAUGUCAUUUCUUAUGACUAAGACAUAUACAGCACUUCACUAGCCACAAGGUGGAGACAACAGCAACCCUCAAUGUAUAAAUCUUUGAGGUCCGAGCGUUUUUGGUGGCACAAUUGGGACCUAGUGGGAAAUAGUGUAGAAAGCAUGGAGAAAAUGUUUAUUGAAGGUUGCUGUUAUCUCCAUCUAGUGGCUAAUGAAGUGCUGUAUAUGUCUUAGUCCUAAGAGCUGACAUGGAUCCAUGAGCCUCAUGAAUUGGACAUGUUUGUCCAGUACAUCCCACAGAUGCAUGAUUGGAUUAAGAGCUUGGGAAUUUUAAAACUGUAAAGUGCAAAUAUAAAACUCUGUCAUGUUCCUCAAACGAUUCCUGAACAAUUUCCAGGGCACAUUUUCCUGCUGAAGGAGGACACUGCCAUUAGGGAAUAGCAUUGCCAUGAAAGGGUGUACGUGGCCUGCAAAAAUGUUUAGAUAGGUGGUACAUGUCAAUUUAACAUACAUAUGAAAGCUUGGACAUGUAUGCCCUUUGUAUGCACUUUCUUUGGGGGACAGGGGUCAGCAUGGGCACUCUGUUCUGUUAUGCACUGUGUAUCUGACACCUUUCUAUUAUAGUACAGCAGUUCAUUUGUGGGAUUGCAGAGAUGUUGUAGCCUAGUGUUUAAGGUGUUGGACUACCAAUCGGAAGGUUGUGAGUUUGAAUCCCAAGUCCACCAAGCUGCCAAUGCAGGGCCCCUCAACACGGCCCUUAAUGCUCAGUUGUAUAAAAAUAAGCUAAAAUAUAAGUCAUUCUGGACAACUGCUCUUGGUAGGUACUAACCACACUAACCACUGCAUACCGGGGACACCCCUCAAGACCUGCUGUUGUGGUUUAACCAAGUCAUCUAGACAUCACAAUUCGACCCUUGUCCAUUUUUCCAGCUUCCAACCCACCAACUUCAAGAACUUUCUGUUCACCUUUUGCCUAAUAUAUCCUUGUGUACUGGUGAAAUGUAUAAAAAUAUCUACGCUGGAAUGUUCCAUCCCAUAAGAAAUAAACAGUUGUUUGUGCUAUUUUUCUAACAGUGUACACUGAAAUUAAUGUAAAGAUUUAUUUAUAUUUUAUAGGCUUGGAAGGUAUUUACAUCUAUUGGAAAGUACUUACAUCUAUAAUGGUUGUUGCACAUAUUUUUCUCCUUACAUAAUUGCGGCACUACUGUGGAUGAGUAACUGAACAGAUGGCUCUUCAAUUCAUUUUGACCAGCUGUCUGUUGCUGCAUCUUUACGCCAUGUGAAAGCCAACAGCUGAGCUAAAAAUAUGCAAUUUUCAAGCUGUAAAAUAGUCACGAUGUAGUGCAUAAUUUUAUUAGAGACAAAUGAUGUUCCACAGCAGGUACAGGAUGCUUAUAUGCUCAUGUUUGUUGGGACACAGGUCUAUAAUUAUUUGAAAAACUAAAGUAUAUUACCACAAAGGAUAAAAAAUGAAAUCUAAACUCUAUUGGGCCACUGUUCAGCUAUUGAAGGCAGGAAUGAAGGCUUAAAUCAACUCUAGGAAAAAAAACAACAAUAAGAAGUUAUGCAUUUUCCAAAGGUCCUAAUUGAAUUAUUUCAAAUCAGUUUUAUUUAAAGCACUUUUAAUAAUGGAGAGUGUCAUAAUGCAGCUUUAGAGAAAUUUACAGCAUUUCAGCAGUCAUUGGUUGACAAAGAGUCUCAACCACGUCCAAAUUUGUUUACAAAUAUCGUUUGACAUAAAAGAGGAGGCUUGCAUGAAUAAUUAUUUUUCAUGUGCAAUCACGUUAUUCACACAAUAGCAUGUGUUUAUAUCAAUUCAUGUGCUGUAAUGAACCCUCACUUAACUAUUAAUGUGAUCAUUUUUAUGUGAUUUACAAGUGGAUCAUUUAUGUCCUUUCCCAAAUGACUAAAAAACUAAAAAAAUACAUUUUCUUCCAGUGACUGGUGAUUUUGAUAACCUUGUGCAUUUGUGUGCAUUCAUGAGUAUGGGGCAUGGCUCUGUCGAGGGUGGGCUGAAUGUAGCAUAUGGACACUCUCUGUGGGAAUAUGAGAAAUUGGGCCACAGGCCCAGAGUUCAGUUUCCUCUGCUUUUAUUAUCCAAAACCUGUACAGCACAGAAUUAUUACAAGUGAAGGUUCCCUAACGUGUUAUACUAUAACUUGAUAAAUCAAUGAUCCUUAUUUUGGCUGCAUAUAGUCAUGUAAUGGAGAAGAAGGCAACAUACAAGUGUAAAUUUAUUUAUUAAUUAAAGUCAACGUAAGGAUAAACUGUGAUACAAAGCAAAUCCAUACAGCCUAUGGGUGAUAAUAUGACACACAACAACACAAGAACAAAAGCUUGACAUCAACUUCUUUGGUGAUAACAUGGCACACGUGGUUCCAUAAGCUUGGGAUUUUGAUCAGUCAUCAUUUUACCAUGUCUAAAUUCUAACAAAUGCACUAAAACAAAAUAGUGGAAAUAAAUAAAAAGAAAAACAUUUACUGAAAACCUUUUAUGUAUUGUUUAAUAUACUUUUUAAUUUAUUUUACUAAUUUUAAAUUAAAUUAAUAAACAACAACAAACAGAGCUAAACAAUACAGGUGAUAAAUGAUCACUUUUGAAUCGAUUUGCCAUAUAAAAUAUCCUUUUGUUUAUGACCUCCUGUUAUCAGGAAAGCCUUAUUAAUCCUUUUAACAAAUAGCGGAUUACAGACGGAACAAAUAUGCAAAAACUUUCUCUACCAGGUGUUAGUAAGAAAACCCACCUGUACAGAUACAAUUGUGAACACACUCACAUGGCUGUGUGGGUGUGGCUGCAUUAUGUCAUGUGAAAAGGCCCUGAGAAAAAGCCUUGCUGGAGGGUGAAAGGGAGAGAGGAACAUUACCCUUUGGAACAGAUGAAACUCACCUGUGUGAAGGAGUGCCAUUUAGACUGAAAGGUGCAGCGUACUGUAGAAAUACUGGAAACCUCUUUCAACAAGGGUAAGAAGACAUUUUUAGUCUAUAUUUAAAAUAAAAACUCUGAUUCAUUGCUCUACCUACACACUUACAGCAUGGCCGUAGAUAAGAAAAAUGGCGCAGGGACUUUGUGCUUGUGUCAGUCAGCUACAUACUUGAUCUGUCUAGAGUAAACUAUGUCACUGAUAGUGGGAACUAGAUAUUUCACAAGCCAGAGUAUUUAUUUGCCAUCAGUGUCAUCAUGGCCAGAAUAAAGCAUUUAAGGUGUUACUUUUUCAUAUUCUGUAUAAUAAAAAAGAGAAAGUACCGUAUAAUAUGCUUUCUGGAUUUCAUUCAUAUAUAAAUUCACAUAUAAAUUCAUAUAUUUUUACCACUUUAAGUGUCUCGACUUAUAGAACAUAAGACUUAUAUUUAUGACUUAUAGAACAUAAGACAUAUUUAUGACUUAUAGAACAUAAGAAACCUCUACAUAUAGAAUUGUUUGUUUGUAUCACAGUCUUCACAUUUACCUUUACUUCAGCUCUGCUAUUAUCAGUAAAGCGAGCAGAUCAUAAAUUGUUUUAUUAGACAACGUGUGAUGCAAUAACUUAGUUAUUAUAUAAUAGUAUAAAGACUUUUCUCUGUUUUGGUCUGUAUACAUUUUAAACCUACUAAUAAUACAGGCAGAAAUUUUUAGAAAAGGAUUGUUAGCGCAAACACUGAUGUUUGUUAAAAAAAAGAGAGAGAGAGAGAGAGAGAGAGAGAGAGAGAGAGAUGGGAAUGCAGUCCUUUUCAAAUAUAUAAACUUACUGACAUAACAACAACCUGCAGGCACAUUUACAUUUGCAUUAGUACUAAGUCACUGUUUUUUUUGGCAGUUUUAAUAACUUGUGUGGUUAUUUUGAACCUAAGAUGUGUGAGAGUUACUGGCUCUGAAGAGUCAGGAUAAAAACGUCAGUAUUUUCCUGACCUCAAGAGACCAUUGUUAUAAGUUCUUUUCCUUUAAUUCCAACUCAAUUUUGUAGAUGUUUGCAGCCCCGCAACUAUCCAAUUGUUCUUUUUCAGGGUUAGGUCUCGGUCCAGCUCUGUCGAACACUCACAGGCUCAGCAUUUACCACAAAUCACAAGGCUAAAAUAAUCUAUAAUUUCCAUGUAAAGCUAUUAGCUGCAAAUCCAUUCAGAAAGAUUAUGUGGGUAUUAGUUGGGCCACAAGGACAGGAUGUUGCUGAAAUUGUUUAGUGAUCUCUCAAACAGAUACUAGUUCAGUGUUCAGAGUCUCGCCAACAAAGAGGCAGGCAGAGAUACAGUACAGUUACAGUAGCUGUGAAAUAGAGGUGCACUUCUUCUUUACCCUCUUCUCUAUAAAAUCUAAAAUUAUGUUUAUAAAUUUUUGCCUUUAUAUUUCAAACACAUUUACCUUCUCUUUUGUGUCUUUUGCUCAGGACUCCCCUGUUAAAAAUGUGUUAACAUUUCUGUUAUUACAUGUGAGAGUGGAUACUGAUGUAUUUUUUUCAGGUGUGUCUUGCAGAGAAGCAAAAAAGAGCCAAAACAGGAAUCAGCAAUCCCAUUGAGCAACGAUGUUGCCAUGGCAACAGCGAGAGAGUGAUGGUGAGAGCUGAGUGAGCUGCUAGAUGUUGUGAGUGGAAAUAGGGGUAAGAGGAAGAAUCCUGCAGCGUCUUUCGGGUGGAAGGAGAGCCAAUAACACGGAGGAUGCAAAAUAAAACUGUUUAAACUGUGCACAAAUUUAAAAAUCUCUCACUUUUUUACAGGUCGAUAAAGGCACAGCGAGGUUGACUGUCUGACUACCAUUCUGUCCUUAUAUCACAGUAUGCCCUCUUUAUCUCCAUGUCCCACCCCCUCACCCCCUUCAC